AUGCCGCGCACCACCAUCACACCUUGGUGUCGCAGCGCAGCAGCGGAUCGGGAUCGGGCAGUGGCAGUGGGUCUUCGUCGUCCCCGUCGCCCCCGUCCUCGUCCCCGUCGCCGUCGGGCGAGCGGCCCCCAACCCCGCCGCCGCCCGCGCCUCAAGCCUGCGCCUACAUCUACCGCAACUAGCGUGCCAACUCGCGCGAACCACUCGCCCCGCCUCCACUCGUACACUCCAAACGAGCCACGAACGUGUCCCAAAAUACUGGAACACAUGGAACGCUCGGACGUUCCAAAUUCAAAAGACAUUCCACGAUGGUGCGUGAUUGUUAUUCCGACAUUGUUAUUCCAAUGGACCGCGUAG
Messenger RNA from Leptosia nina, 357 nucleotides. Lineage: Eukaryota; Metazoa; Arthropoda; Insecta; Lepidoptera; Pieridae. The record is from the annotation of a GenBank genome assembly.